AACGUACGUUUAAGUAUGGUAUUUAAUCUACUGAAUUGAUGAACAUGGAACAAUCUAUGGUGAGUAUAGUAUUGUGCCGAUCUACAAAAAUGCGCAACUGAUAAUGGCAUUGGCGCAUCCAACAUCAAAGAGGCGUGGAAAGUGAACUGAGCAGGCGCGUGUCUCAGCUCUCUCAGAAGCAAAGUAUAGGCUAAUAAACGGCGUCUAGGGGUUCCAUAACGAACCCCAAAAAGAAAAGCUCAGAACCAUGUCAGGGUUUUUGGACAGCGUCCGGUGCGGAGACUGCGAGUGCAAUGUGGACUGGGGAGAGAGGCGAAACACUAUGGCAUCUAUAGCUGCUGGAGUCCUGUUUUUCACUGGUUGGUGGAUAAUCAUUGAUGCAGCUGUGAAAUAUCCAGAUGAGGCAGUCUUCCAUCAUGCCUAUCACACCUGUGGAGUCAUCGCUACUGUGGCUUUUCUCAUGAUCAAUGCUGUCUCGAAUGGCCAGGUGAGAGGGGACAGCUACAGUGAAGGUUGCAUUGGGCAGACAGGAGCUCGUGUGUGGCUCUUCAUUGGCUUCAUGCUGGCGUUCGGCUCUCUCAUCGCUUCCAUGUGGAUCCUGUUUGGAGGCUUCGUAGUGCCCAAGAAACCUGUUGUGUAUCCUGGUAUUGCGGUUUUCUUCCAAAAUGCAUUCAUUUUCUUUGGGGGCUUGGUGUUUAAGUUUGGACGCACUGAAGACUUGUGGCAGUAAUGGUUUCUGGUAACUGUCACACAAUCUGUUCUCUUGUUGUAUGAGACAGUAGUGUACGCUUUGGCCUGUCAAAACACAACCUUCCGUCUUUCAAGCGUUAGAAAAUAUUCACUUUAUAUAAUGACUUUAUAUUUUUGCUUUUUAGAUUAACUUGUUUAAUUUAUAAGUAGGUUGGUUCUUGCUGUACAAAUGUACAUUUUACUAAAGCAUCAUUUGCAGUUCAUCUUUUAAUUCAAUGUUCUUUCCUUUUGAAUUCUUGUAAUGGGAUCUAGGUGUCUUCACUCCAAAUGUGUGGAGCCAUUCUGUUACAAUAAUUUACCUCCUUCCAUUAUUUAUCUUGGAAGCCUUGCAAAAUAAUAAAUGAGCAGAUUAUUAUUAUUUUAUUUUUUUUUACAAUACACAUUUGUGCACUAAUAAUGUUUAGAAAUAUUUUGCUUUCUGAUCAGGGCAUACAUCAGAGGGGGGGGGGACAUGACACAUCUAUGGGAGGGUUAGUCUUGUAAAUAGCCUAUUUUCUUACUAUACAUUUACUGAUAAGAAUUUAACCUCGAAUGUGAGCAAUUUGUCUUUCCUAUUGUCGAGGUUUGGGGUCUGUAAUUAAGCCAUUCUACUGAACCAUAAUCUGAUGGUUCAUAACUCAAGUUGUAGUUUAAAGGAAGGAUUUGAUUCCGAGGUUUCGAUGCUCUGACCACCAUCUCUGUUCUUUGACUAUGUAUUUGACUGCAAUGCUUAUACAUUUACAGUACUUGUAUGGUAACCAAACUGUGAGAUCACUGAACCUGAACAACUAUGGCAGCAUUAAAUAGAAAAUGUAAAACAA
This is a messenger RNA of Salmo salar (Atlantic salmon), 1550 nucleotides long. RefSeq names its product transmembrane protein 50A. The record is from RefSeq and is a predicted model, not a curated record. Lineage: Eukaryota; Metazoa; Chordata; Actinopteri; Salmoniformes; Salmonidae.